Molecule: messenger RNA, 2696 nt
Organism: Cucurbita pepo subsp. pepo (vegetable marrow)
Lineage: Eukaryota; Viridiplantae; Streptophyta; Magnoliopsida; Cucurbitales; Cucurbitaceae
Source: RefSeq, a predicted model, not a curated record
AUGAGUGCAGAGGUUGAAAAGGCAUCUUGUAUCGAGUCUAGAAGUGCAAAGAUGUCUGGAGCAACUGUUACUUCUGCUGCACCUAUGGGAAGCCAAAAGGUUUCCAUGUUUGCAGCAAAGACUGGGUUUGUUAUACCAAAAAACAAACUUUCAGGGUCUUUGGUUCCCAUCUUCCGAGUGAACAAAAAGUUGGGAGGGAAUGAAUCCGCUAAUGGAGAAAAUGUGAAACAGACCCAAAGAAAUACAAAGUGGGGUCCUGAUUUAACACAGGAUACUGCUGUCAGAAAGGGGAGGCUCAUAGCUUAUCAGGUUAAAGAAUAUCCUGGUUACAACUUUAUUGGCUUAAUAUAUGGCCCCAGUGGUGAAAAUCAAAAGCGAUUAGAAAAGGAGACUGGAGCCAAAAUACGAAUUUGCGGUAUUAAAGCAGGGACAGGUGAAAAGUGGAACUGUUGUUUUAAGAAAAUAAGAACAAAUAAAUGUAUAACUGUCAUUAUUUUGUAUGAUUUUGAUGUAUGCCUUCUUCAGAAUAUACAGGCGCUGAACAAUGAACUUUUGGAACUUGAAAAACGUGAAGUUAUUGGUGAAAUACUAAAACUGAAUCCAAGUUAUAAGGCCCCUCCUGAUUAUAGGCCCUUGUUGAAAGAGGACAGCUUACUUCUCCCGGUUAAAGAAUAUCCUGGUUACAACUUUAUUGGCUUAAUAUAUGGCCCCAGUGGUGAAAAUCAAAAGCGAUUAGAAAAGGAGACUGGAGCCAAAAUACGAAUUUGCGGUAUUAAAGCAGGGACAGGUGAAAAGGACGAAAUUAAACCAACUGAUGUACACGAAACUCAGAACGCUUAUGAAGAGCUGUAUGUUUGCAUAUCAGCUGAUACAUUUGAUAAGAUUGAUGCUGCAAUUUCUGUUAUUGAACUCCUAAUCACCUCAAUAUCGGGAAAUCUGGCCACUGGCUCCACAUUGUCUGACUUGGUUUCUACGGAGGAAAGUUCUUCCAGCCGAGCCGAGGGUACUACAGUCUCAAAUAUGGGGCAGACUCCUGUGCCGAACCAGGGGGUUAUGCAUCAACUACAAGUUUAUGCGCCAACUCCGAUGCAAGGCCAGUUUCGCUAUCCUAGUGCAUGGCCUUCUCACAAUUUACCGCCUGCUCCUGCAUUUAUUUCCCCACAAGAUCCUCCGUCAUCAUUUUCUCGUCCACCUGCUCCAGUUGCUUUCAAUCCAGCUUUCCGGGGCCCUCCUGUUCCUCCUCCAAGACAGCAGUUUCCUGCACAGGACUUGCAGCAACCUUUCAUGACUCAAACCAGUCACGUUGGCCAACCCAGAGUAAAUGCUUUGACAAUGCAACGCCCCUCAUUGGUUCCUUCUAAUGUCUCAAAUCCAAACUUCACUGGUAGUGGUCAAUUACCUUCAGGACCACUCCCGAAUAUGGCAGGAUCAUCAAUUCCCUCAGCUUUGCCUCAACUUGUUCCUGGUAGCAUUCCUCCUGGACCACGGCCUGACCGUCCAUUAGCACCUAGCAUAGUUUCUACUGGUUUUUCUGGUCCCGCAGUUGGCAGCUCAGCAUCUAUGGGUCCAAAUAACAUGGGGCAGAUGGCUCUAUCGAUUGCCCCACCCUUUCUGCCUCGUGCAGCUCCACCGCAGGGUGUUAAUUCUUCUGGCACAGCAUCUGCAAAUGCAGCAGUAGCCAAUGUGGAUGGAUAUGCAUCUUUUACUUCUGGGCCGCCCACCCCCCAAGCCAUGAGUAUACAUAAAAAUCACCCUAUUACACCUCCAAUUCCGUCACCCCAGAUGGGGCAUCGCCCACCAUUUGCAGCACAUAAUCCUGCUGGUAACUUCAUUGCUGGAUCUGCUUCAACCCCUCCAACACCACCUACCAAUACCAGCAAUUUUACAUUCCAACCACGUGGUCCACAAAAUCCAUCUCCUCAAACAAUUCUGAAUUUAAACAUUCAAAACACACCUACCGUACCUACAUUGCAACAGCCUGCAUCUGGGGCGCCAUCUUUCCAUCCAGCAGCCCCAAAUUUUGUGAGAGCUGCCAAUCAACCCUUUCCCGGACCCCAAGCUGGCAGCCAGAUAGGUAAUCGUCAAAUUCAAGAGGUAGCUUCAAAUCCUAUUGGCAUGCAGGUCUCGGCUAGGAUUCCUGCUUUCCUCGAUCAAGGUCCUCGAACACAACUGCAUCAAAGAAACUUUGGUCCAGCCAUGCAAAUGCAAAUGCAAAUGCCGAACUUGCCAGGCAAUUUUACUCACAGACCCGGGAACCCCAUGCAACUUGAACAAUGUUUCCCCAUGCGAGCUCCUCGACCUGAAGUCCGCUUUCCUCCCCCACAGUACAGUAGCAAUCUGGCGUUUGUUUCUAGUAGGCCACCUCCCAUUUCCGGUGGGCAGCAAGUUUAUGAUCCAUUCUCGCCUACAUCUGUAGCUGGCACACAACAGCAGGGGAGCAAUCCGCCAAGGUGAAAACUGCUGAAGUGCAUUGGGUGUUUGUAGUUGCACUUUUACGACAGAGGGAAAAGCUCAGAUAGCCUUCUAAGGCCCGAAUGAGCACUCUUUGCUGAUAUAUAAAAGUUAACUUUUGUAUUCAUGUUUCGCUAAAAAAUAUGAUAGAUUUCUUGGAAUGGAUGUGAGUUGAUGCUUUGCUGGUAAAUGAUAGUCGUACCCUUUCAAUGGAUCCUAUGAGGGGCGGGGUUCGAUUUUGAUAA